Saprolegnia parasitica CBS 223.65 is the source of this 1833-nucleotide messenger RNA. RefSeq lists its product as hypothetical. Gene Ontology annotation, cellular component: mitochondrion. The record is from RefSeq and is a predicted model, not a curated record. NCBI's taxonomy places the organism in Eukaryota, Oomycota, Saprolegniomycetes, Saprolegniales, Saprolegniaceae. Gene Ontology annotation, molecular function: 3'-5'-RNA exonuclease activity. The transcript has a single exon. The coding region runs from base 80 to 1819 and encodes 579 amino acids. Gene Ontology annotation, biological process: nuclear-transcribed mRNA catabolic process, deadenylation-dependent decay.
UCCACGUUCUCGCACCGUGCUGAGUGGCGCCGCCGAUCGAUCGACCAUCCUCCGCCGAUCCAUACUUCAAGUGAGAACGAUGGCCAGCAUGGGUCCUUCGACGUCGACGCUGACGGCGCAUGUGCGCUACGUUUGCGGCAGUGAUGCAAUCACGCUCAGGUUUCCGCUCUUGGGCGUCGAGCGGCAGCUCGUACGCCAGCCAACGGAAGAGCUUAGCCGCAUUCUCGUGCGGAUCGACCGCCUCUUGCACCCGCCGAUGUCCAAGCAGCAGUUCAAGCAAGGCAAGAAGACCAAGCUCAAGCAGGUGCACGAAGCCCUCGGGAAGGCCACGACAUCGAUCGCGUUUUGCGAUCGCGACGGCGCACCGCUCUCGCCGACGCUACCGCUUUGCGACGUCUUGCCAUGCGCCGCGACGCUGCAGAUCCAAGACGACACGUACGCCAUUGUGCUCAACGAGCCGGCGCUACUGGCUUUGCAUGUCACCGAGUACGACCUCGUCGUUGGCGUCCCGAUCGUGCCGACAGUCGACCUCGAGUUUUGCGACCGCACCGCGUGCCAAUGGACGUGGACGCGAGUGUCUACCACCAACGAACAUGUCGUUGUCGGCAGCUCCUUUGUGUACACACCGACAAGCGACGACGUCGGCCAUCGUCUCCAGGUCACGUGCAAAGCGCCCACAAGUGCUUCGCUUUCAACGACGACGACCGGAAACGUCGUGCCAACGCCGGACCGGUCAGCGUUCGCUGCGCGCCUCGCACAUCCCGCACCCGAUGCGGAUGACGCCUUUCGGAUCAUGUCCUACAACAUCUUGUACGCCAAGUACGCCCGCGCCGACCGCGCGUACAAUCGCAUGUACCCGCACGCCCAGCCCGGCAUCCUCUUUGACAAAUACCGGCUGCCGCUCAUCGCGCUCGAGAUGCUCGAGACGGGCGCCGACCUCAUUUGCGCCCAAGAGAUGGGCCAUGGCGUCUUCCACGCGUACUUCUUACCGCUCUUGCGUGCCCACGGCUUUGACGGGCAUUAUGCGGGCAAGGCCGGCACGACGCCCGAAGGCUGCGCCGUCUUCUUCAACACGGCCAAGUGGCAGCUCCAAGACGCCACCGUGGUGGGCUUUGCCAACGCGCUCAAAGAGAUUGACGCGACGUCGCCGCUGCAGCACUUUCUGAACGCGCACCCGCAGGUCGCACUCGCAGUCAGCACGGUCCCGUCGGUUGCCCAAGUGCUCUUGUUGCGCCAUGUGCAUGGCGCUCGCACCGUGCUCGUGGCCAACACGCACCUCUUCUUUCGUCAUGACGCGGACGCGGUCCGGCUCGUCCAGACCGUGCUCAUGACGCGGUUUCUCGAGCAAAAAAAGGCCGACGUUGAAGCGAGAGACGGCGUGCCGGUCAGCGUCGUCAUUACGGGCGAUCUCAAUGCGCUGCCAGACGCGAUUCCCGCCCAGUUUCUCCUGCGCGGGUCCAUUGGGUCGGACCACCGGCAUUGGCAAGAAGCCGCGGCGUUCCAGUGGAGCGCCGACGAGGUGAUGACGCCGACACCGUGGCCGGAGACGAUGCCAGAGGCGCUCACGCACAAGUUGAGCCUCGGCAGCGCGUGCGGGUCGCCCGAGUUUACGCAUUUCGUCAAGAACCACGAAUUUACCUUCAUUGGGACAUUGGACCACAUUCUUGUGGACACGGAGACGCUGACGCCGACGAGUCAUCUGCCCUUCUUCUCGCUGGACGUCGCCGGGCACGAAAAGUCCUUGCCCUCGAGCGUCUUUCCAUCCGACCACAUUUCGCUUGUGGCGGACGUUCGCUUCCAUACUCCCCCGUCGCAAUAGACCGCACGAUCUUG